Messenger RNA from Colletotrichum graminicola M1.001, 831 nucleotides. RefSeq lists its product as uncharacterized. Bases 1 to 831 code for a protein of 276 amino acids. Gene Ontology annotation, biological process: retrograde transport, endosome to Golgi; phospholipid translocation. The record is from RefSeq and is a predicted model, not a curated record. The transcript is spliced from 3 exons. Gene Ontology annotation, cellular component: trans-Golgi network; endosome. Lineage: Eukaryota; Fungi; Ascomycota; Sordariomycetes; Glomerellales; Glomerellaceae.
AUGUCGCCAGUCCUCUCCUACAGCGACCAGGCUUUGUCUAUGCACAGAAAGAAGUCGAGCGCCGGCUUCUCUCUCGAUAUCCCGCUGAUAAUGCUGGUGGCGUCUCUGCUGAAGAUCUUCUACUGGCCCGGCGCGCGAUUCGACACCGCCCUACUCAUACAAGCGCUUCUGAUGAUCGUGAUGCAAGUCAUCUUGCUCAAGAUUGCUCUCGACCACCGUCUGCCCCCGUCGUCCAAAGGAGGAGAAGCUGCGGUGCCCUUUGCAAACGUCAACGAUGGACCCGUAUUUGGGGCACAAAGGCCCUACCACUUUUGGCAGUGGAAGUCGCCCAAGCCCUACUGGCAGUUCUUGCUCUACCUCUUCAUCGGCCUGACCGUCUGCGAGCUGCUCCUCGCCCCCGUGCGACCCAUAUACCAAACCUAUUCGACGCUCAUCGGCUACAUUGGUCUCUCGGUGGAGGCGACGCUGCCCUUGCCUCAGAUUUUUUCAAACGUGCGGUCCAAGUCUUGCAAGGGCUUCCGCUUCUCUGUGUUGGCGAGCUGGCUGAUCGGUGACGGCAUGAAGAUGUUCUGGUUCUUCACCUCGACGACCGAGAUUCCCUGGGCCUUCAAGCUUUGUGGUAUCUUCCAGGCCUGCUGCGACUCGUUCCUCGGCGUCCAGUACCUCAUGUACGGCGAUGGCGAGAAGGGAGAGAUCAAAGAACACCCCAUGUCCCAGUACCCUCAGUACCCGAACGGCGUCUACAAGCCGCCCUUGGCGGAUCACGUCAGCGGGAGGUCUAGCCCCGCUGGCCGUAGAACCUCGAGUCCUUACGGAAAGGAGCCGCGAUAA